Messenger RNA from Malaya genurostris, 13774 nucleotides. RefSeq names its product protein tincar (gene tinc). The transcript is spliced from 12 exons. Bases 2316 to 6143 code for a protein of 1275 amino acids. The record is from RefSeq and is a predicted model, not a curated record. NCBI's taxonomy places the organism in Eukaryota, Metazoa, Arthropoda, Insecta, Diptera, Culicidae.
CGUAGCGAGCGGAUGCACUUUGUCGGUUUUUCCUCAACGUGCGACGGCGCUUUCCGGUGGCAGCAGGGAGUACCUUGCACAGUGUAGAGUAGGACAGUCGGGCAAUCGAACUGCGUGAUUGUGAGUUCGCGAAUUUCGGAGAAGAUCCCAGAACGUUCACAGUGUGUAGUGUUCGGGGGCGUAUUUGGUCGCAGAAGGACAAGGACAUCAGUUUGAUGUUUAAUCUGUUUCGGUGGAAACGAAGACAGACCGGUGGUGAGAACUAGAAGCAGCAAGUCGGGAGGGAGCAGCGAAUGAAAGAGAGACUCUCCCGAAAGGUGAGCAGUACCAGUGCGUGGUUGUGUUGUUUUUCUUUUUUUUCGGUGAAAUGGGAUGUAAGUGGAGCAAAAAGCUAAUUAUCGCUCUGUGAGAAAAGGUGUCGCUGAAAACGGGCCAUUGUGAAGGGGAUGGCUUUGGUUUUGUCAUAAUAAACGGGAAGGAAAUCCUGAUAGAGCAAGUGUUUACGUGCGUGAGGAGAAAAACACCCACCUAACCUGGUUGGUUUCGCUAACCGAAGUGUGAGAGCAGGUGGCUUCGUUUUCCGGUGUGGGUGGUGGCAGUUCGAGUUUGGUGUGUUCGGUGUUUGAUCGUAGGCCUACUUGGAAUUCUCAGUGUACGCGGGAAAUCAAAAGGUUCCAGGAGAUUUCUGUUUUGUGAAACGAUUCCUGAAAGUUGAAUUAUAACUCGGAAAAAAAUCCGGAAUACAAAUUGCUUUGUGAAUGGAUUAUCCUGGUAUAUCACAUAAAGAACAAAAAGGAUAGCAGAAGUCCAUUGUUACGGUAGUGCUCCGCUAGAAGCCGGUGUUCGUGUUUGGAUAGUGGUAGUGUAUGAAUCAGUCCAUGCAGUCGGAUUUAGUGGAUUGACCUUCAACUUAUUGAUUUUGGUUGCAUCACCAUCGCGUUUGCGUUUCCCGGAAGUAAAGAAAAAUUUCAAACAACUUCUCUAAAGUGUCAACUGGACUUUCCCAGUUCACCUUGUGCUAACCGGCAGAAUCGUAAAAUGCAGAUGAUUAUCGGUUUUAACGGUGAAAUUAAUGCACGCAGUGUGGAAUAAAGAUUCGGUAAAACGUAUAAUUAGUGCAAGUUCAUAACGGAAUAAUUGCUUUGCAAUUCAAUUCAAUUUGACGAUCGCAAAAUUAAAGUGUGCAAAGUUCUGCCAACAACCGACCAAAGGUUCUUGGGAAAAUAAAUACAACCCGAUUGUGAAGGAUAAAAGAGAUAAAAAUAUCAUUACCAUAUUCAUGAUUGACUGUGCCGGAUUGUAGCACUCGAAAAGCAUCGGAAAAUUAUUGUGCCACUGGAUUGUGUGUGUGAGGAAAAACACGAAAAAAGUUAAUUGAAAACAAAAAUAAAUAAAUAAACAAACUGUUUACCCGUGUGGAAUUCUAUCUGCAUUCGCUUCGGACCGAUCGAUUGUGGUUGCGCUGUGCUGAGCUCCUGUUUGGAUUACGUGAAUUGUGGACUGCAUUCAAGUUGUAUAAGCUAUUUAUAAGUAUUGUCUGCUCAUAUAUACGUACCGAAUUUGCUCCAACAAAUCGUGGCGGGCACACAAACAAACGAUGUUCACUAUGCGGAAAGAGAUCCCUAAUGAAGACUGAAACUGAAACCAAAAUUGCUUUUAUUUGGCUGCAUAAAACUUCAUUCUGAGUAACAAAAGCAAUUAGUUCAGCAAGCGCAUUACAACCAGCCAGCAGACACCGUUGAAACCAAAGGGAGCCAGUUACCGUAAUUAUUCGAGUUUAACAGUAGUACGGUUCUGCUGCAACGACAAUAACGACAAGCGGUCCUGGAUUCUGGGAAACAGCAGCAAUUCAAAUACGUACGUAUUGUAAACAAUCACGGACAACCCCCACACAGACACAAACUACGGACGGCUGCGAAGACAGCCUACAACUUUAUUACACCUUCCGUGCGACGUCGGCGUCGUCGUCAUCGUCCAGUUUAUGAAACAUUGAGAUCACCACGUGACGGAAAUCAACCAGAACUUUGCAACCACCAUGAAUAAUCCACACCCACACAACCGGAAGAACCUGAUGCCAAAUACGUAGCCGCAGACGAUGGCAGCGCCCGCAGUAUCUCUCAUCUCAUCAGGUUCAUUUAGAACUGUCUAAUCAGCUUUCCUUUUCCGCUGUGCGAACUCAUCCGGAAACGACUUAGCUCACUCAUCUGCGAAACGCCAUCAAAGUAAUUGAUUCCCUUCGAGAGUGUUCUGGAACUGUACCGACAAGAUACAUACAAGCUUUCAACGCCGGAGCUCAUCUUUCCGAAUCAAAGAAAAUGUCGAUCACCGGCUCACUGGUCGGCUACGAAAACAAUAACGAUGUCUCGAAGAAGAACCGCUCGUUGCUCAACAUAACGGCGACCUCGAAUGCAUCAUCCAAACAAUGUCAAAGCUUGAACACAAGCAUAUCGAACAGUGUGAUAACAACGGCCAGCAGCCAGUACCGGCACCGGAUGGACGGCACCGGCGACGGUUCCUCCGGCGGUGGCUGCAGCACCAAAAAGCCCCGUCGGUUGCACCUAAACACACUGUGGUCCGUGUGGUACGGCUUGCUCAUCACCCUGCUGCAGGGCUAUCUCGUACUGCAGGGCACCCACCGCUACCUGGGCCUUUCGGCACUGUCCUGGAAGUACGGCAAACCGACGAUCGAGUUGGACAUACAAAUAGUGUUCUGUGGAUUGGUGGUGUUGUUCUUGCCCUUGCUCCUAGCCGCCGCCAUGUUCCGCGUGGGGAAUCUCGCCAACGAUGGAAUCAAACUUGCGUCCGGAACCAGACUGUGCUCGUCGGCCCCCACCGACGGGCUAGAGGAGGAAGCCUUCGAGGGAACACUGCGCGCCCUGUGGAUCCACGGAGGACCGACAUCCGCCUUCAUACAUAUCAUCACUGCAAUCUGUCUUCUGCUGCCGAGGCUGCUUCUGGAGGCUAAAGUCAUCGAAAAUGGACUGCUACCAAAAGACGACAUCUGGCGAACCGAUUUGGACUUUAUGGUCACCCAUAGCGAUCGGUUGGUGGUACUAUCGUUCAUGACCUCUUCGUAUCCGAAUUCCACAGUCAAACCGUCUCGGUUUCCGGAUGUUACCAAUGAUGAUUACGACAGAAAACUGUACCGAAACGGGUAUUUCGAACAAAGUGAUCUGGUAGAAAAGUUUUCCGCGUACGAAGAGGAAGACGGGGACGAAGAGGAUGAGGACUACGAACCCUUCCGAACUCACGAGGCGCUGGAAGUGGAAAAGGAGCUUGCCCCAUCAUCGAUUUCUAUAUCUACAAUGGAAAAUUUUAACGUAAAUGUUUUGGAUAGCCCAACGACAAUGCACACGCUUCCACCGGUACGGAAUCUUCUGACGACUACCGUGGCACCCAGUACUACAACAACACUCGAAACAACAACCCCCUUUCCGUCAUCUACACGACCAACGACUACCAAGAAGAACAAAAAUGUUAACCACAACCGCAAACAUGCUAACAAAUCUCACACCAAUGGAAAUCGGAAAGAGAAACAACAUCACCACAAUCAUCAUCACCAUCAACAUCGACUGGAAGAUGUCGAUACCAGACUGGAGCUACAGCCACAAAAGGAAUUUGAUUUCGACGAUGCUGGAGAACACGAAAUAACCACCCUGUUUGAGGUAAACCAUAGCCGAAAAGUUCAACCGACAUCGAAGAAAAUUAGUGCAUCUACUACGUCUACCACAUCUACCACUGAUGAAACUAAACCGUCCACAAAAGGCAGCAUGAAGAAGGUAACUCCUACCAAAGACAGUAAUACACAUAUCAUCAAACCGGUGAAACUUCCGGAGAAUGUCAUACCAUCGACUCCGGUAACAACCAAUUCGAAGAUCAUCGAAAUCCGACCGAGCACCACAGGAGAAACCGCGAGGAGUACGCCUAAGAAGAUCAAACGUUUCACUUAUGAUAACUAUAGUAGUGAAAGUUUGGAGAGCUUGGAAAAUAUACCAAGCGUAGACGAAGAUGAAUUUAUUAUAAAAGAUGAAAAUGGAAUGGAAAUUCGGCCUGCAUUCCUAAUAGGAACCGUCCCGGGUAAUUUGACUACGAAACCAACUCAGCUAGAUAGGUUUGCCGGGUUCCUACAACUGUUCCUGAGAGUUGAUGAACAAUUCAAUUCCAAGCGUUGGACGGCGGUACCUAGCUUGGAAUUCAUAAAUCUGGCCAUUGCCCUGAUGGCGUGGGCCGUUCGAUACCCGUCCGUAUUUUGGCAUACCUCGAAACUGUUUGCCUUCGUAUUUAGCUUGCAAAUGAUAGCUAACGGGUUGGAUAUACUUUUGAGUUUCACCGGAGCCAGCGUACUCUACAAAUUGCAGACUCUCGGUCAGGGACUACCACUACAAGCACCGGCUUUAAUUCUGAACGGAACGGUUACCAUCGCCUUGACCAUUCUGUCGAUGAUUCUGACAAUCGCCUCGUCGAUGGUUCUAUAUCUGUACGGUCACGGUAAACUGACCGUGAAGAUACGCGAUCGUCGAUUGAUUACCGAUAAGCAAAGCACCGAUGUGUGGGCUUACUUCGCCCACUGUUCGUCGUUGUGUUUCGUGUUGGCCCUGGCUGUGGUCAAAGCACCUCUUCUGCACGAUCUGAGCGCCGCCUAUCGAGGAAGCCUGGACGGAGCCGUGCUAUCUGCAGCACUAGGAUCGGUGAUUCACCUGUUCCUCUGGAUAGUCCUAUGGCUGUGUUUGACGGCCAAACGGCGCUGGCAUUUCAAGUUACCACCGCUGGAAGUUGUCGGAACUCGUGCCGGAGCCGCGCAACCAUUACUUCGUGCAGGCCACGGUGGUUCUCUGCUACGAUCACCACACGGAAAAGGACCGGGCGGGGAGGGUAACGGUAGCAGCGAGGAGGAAACUAUCUACUGGCCAAAAAUUGCUCCCAACUCUCCCAAGCUGAAAGUGACAUUCAACGAAGUAACCAGUACGUCAUCCGAUCAUACCCAUGGCGAACAUGACGGCAAGCGCUAUCCGCCCUGUGGAGCCACGUUACGUAUGUCCAGUGUUACGGGGGAAACUGAUGACGGAGACUACGCUACGCUAAGAGGACCACCCGGUGAUCUACUACAUAUGGGUGGGUACGAAGAUCAUCUACCUCCUCCCGAGGAACUACUAGUCAACACCGACCAUGCGGACGAUACUUCGGAGGAAGGUAAAUUACUCGCCUCAGUACGUGACGAUAGCGUUACGUAUGCAUCCACCCGAGAUCUGGAACCACCCAUUACGAGAACUAUGUCUCGCGAAGCAUUCAUACGAUCACCGGAACAACUAGCAAGUCCUCUAGCCCCCGUCUUCGUUACAGUACACAAUAAUGAAACUCCGGCACCCGGUUCAACACCACGUUGCUUGCGCCGAGCCGAUUCCGGUAUGCCCAAUGAAGCUCUAACCCCACGAUCUGACACGACUUCAACUGAGAGUUCAACUUCGCCACCCGAUUGUCGUGAUGCUCCGUCGGAGACCUCCAGCGGGGUACACUCGGGUGAAGAGCGCGAUGAAGUGGUGAUCCGGCCUCGAUCGGGUCCCUACAAAUCCAUCAUCAAACCUCCGCCUCCGGCAAUUCAAGAGGAACCGUUUGGUCGCACAACGAAUAUGAAAAUGUCUAGCUUCAGCAAAGACGCAUCCAGUGCGACACUUCCUCUGACGCGAGGUUCCACGGACAACCACCAGUCCUAUCCUCAGUGUAGUACGAUGCCACUUCCAGCUGGGUAUCACAACCAACACCACCAUUAUCACUCGCAGUCUUCUUUCACACCACCCAAUUCUUCCUCUCGACAUCAGCUUCAACACACAACCCUUCCCAAUGGAGUUCGCUAUUCGUCCAAUCAGUUCCUGAAACGAAUGCCGUACAUAAAAGCAGCCGAAUCACCGUACGGUCAUCUCGGACUGGGUAGCGGUCAUCACACCUUUUCCAAACUUCUCCACGAUCCUCUGGGUAUGCCCAAUCAAUCACCACCCACACACUCUCAGUCAAGCUAUUGCAGUUUCAAUCCCGUUCCACCGAUUCCCGAGGAUCGCGAUUCCGCCAAUUACUCAAUGAUCUCCGAUCAGGACCGGGAAAUGUACAUAAACGUAGCGCAGGUUAAUUCGCUGCAACUGCAAAAUUAGGUCGGCAUAAAUCAAACCAGCAUAAAUUGAUAAUUAAACAGAUCGAGGGAAACAGUAAGUCGCGAUAAUGGUCCCACUACGAUUGUAACUAUAAAUCAUGUAAACAUAUUAGUGUAGAAAAUUUGCCAUUCGACGCGCCUUCUUUUAAUUAAGUUUUAUCGAAUAAAUAGGUUCUCUUUUUGAAAUGAACGAAGCAGUAGGAGGGAGUCGCACAAUUAGUUGUAGAAGACCGAUAAUUUAGUUGAAUUGAUACUAGGUUUGUACAUUAGUUUUAUCAAAUCAAGCUCUACGAAACCUGUAAAUAUUAGAGCUAUUGGAAACUAUUCUACGCAUUCUGUCAUCAGCUGCAUCGCUUUUGGACCAUGGACUACGGAUACCAAACCAAAAACCUACAUCGUUCACAUAUGCGCUUGAAAUCUUACUGCUUUUGCUUAGCUCACUGAAAACUUGAAUUCGCGAACGCUGAUAUCCAAAUGAGAAUCACCCAAAAAGAAAAGAAGGUUUAUCAUUCAUCGUGUAGUAGAUUAUAACUUUUGUAAUUCGUAUCCCGUUCAAAUUCCAUUUUUUUAUUUAUUCCUAUCAUCAUCAGUCAUCGAGUAAGCGACUAGUUUCUUCGAAACAUGAAACUAUUAACAGCGUGAGUUUCACUUAUUUGGAUCCAUUUCAACAACCUACUUCUACAACUCGCCUAUAUAUAGCCUUGACAACCGAUUAUAAUCUUCCAGUGAAGUAAAAUAUCUGACAUCACUUCCACUCUGAAGCAGUGCAGUAAACAUUCAUUCAAUUCAAUUGAAACCGAAUGUGAAACACACUGACGCUCUCUCUAAACUUCACACUCUGACGCACACAACGUUCGCUGACGUACCGAACCAGUAGCAUUCAGUUCUUCAAUCGAUUCUCUUGAAAUCAAAACUCAGUUUAACCACCUUCAGUUGAUCUCUUGAAGUAACAAAAUAUCUCUUUCAAUGGCGUUAGAGCGGCCUUCAAAUGAGUUUUAUGUAAACAUUCGAAUUGGUUCCAGAUAAUAGAUGAAAGACGAACCCGGUAACUGAAAUAUCAAUUGCAGAAUACACAUAAAUCAAUAGUUUCCUCCUUCAGUUUUCAUUUUUAAUACUUUACUCCAUUCAUAAUUCUAGUUCAUUCGAACUUGCUUACUACCAAGAGUGAAGACUAUGAAAGAGCUAGACCACUUUGCACUUGAAACUGAGCAAGCAAAACUUCAAACGACUAGAUACGAUUAUUCAACUGACGAUGAAUUCUGGGAGCUCCACUUAAAAUACACACAAAAUUCCAUUGAAAAAGAGCCGAGAAAAUAAGCAAAAAUUUUGGUUUUGCAUAAUGUUCCUCAUCGUUAUCCCCUUUUCGUUGUGUUUUGCUCCAAUGCAAACGACCAGCAGUUGGAUGACACAAUCGCUUUUGUUUGAAUAUUGACGCUUAACCUUUUAAAACUAGCCAGGUACAAGAAAGAUGUCAAUUUUUUAGUAUGAUACUCAUUCAUACAAAACAUUUCUGAAAACUUUAAUUUUGAAUUAUUUGUGAUUAUGUCAUAAAACUGAAAAAGCUAUCAAAAAUUGAAGAUCAUAUAUCCGAUGGCAUGUAGCAAAAACUAUGUUAAAUGUAACGUUAAAUACAACAAGAGAUACUCAUGAUCCAAAAUUUAUCACUUUCUCAGAGUGUAAAUUUUUAAAUCGCACCCCAUAGUAACGUAAUCCGUAUUCACGACAAAAUUGUUCGAGCCUGUAUAUCUGUUAUCGUUGGCUAAAGGGUUAUUAACAGUUAUGAUCCAGUCGAAAUCUGCUCAGUUACCAGAACUGGUUUGAAUCUGCUCGAUAUUGACAAUGCUUUCUUGUUUCAAUAUAUUUUAGUUUUCUUAUUUCAAAACAUUACUGGUAAGCAUUUUGGCAGUAGGUAGAAGCUGGGCUGGAUUCGCACAGCUGUAAAUUAAAAAUUCUGAAGAAUUGAGUCAUUCUCCUUUUCUAUAUUUAGGAUUAACCAUUUAAAAAUUUCUAAGACUUUGCACUGUUCUUCAAUGGGAAUUUUUUCAAAUAUAAUUGGCAACAUAAAUGUAGAAUUGAUUGAAAUCAGUUUUGCCAGACUUAAAUUUUCACAGGCCGUAAUUAUUUUUCUGAUUAGUUUAUGUUCCAUUCCCUUUGAUCGAAACAAACCUGUCAGAGUGAGUUUUGAUGCGAUGUCCUCUUACUUUGAAAGAUUUCCUUUCAUCAAAUGCAACUAGAUCUGACAGCUGACAGCACCAUUAAAAUGACAUAAACUCUUACCAGCCUCAACCUAAUUUCGGGUCGAAACUAAACAAAAAUCAACUGAAGUGCAUCUCCGCACUUUUAGGUAACUAGUGAUGACCUUAAUAUUUAGAUAAAUAUAAGAUUGCCCAAAAUGUUGCCAUGGCAACUUGAGCAAUGUUCGCUACCUAUUUUUUACGAUCAAGUAAAAGUUUGAGUAGACAACGACCUAAUUUUGGGUAGCUGAUAGAAGAGCUCGACAAUGAGCGAUUUCUUCUCAAAAAAUAGGUAAACCCGAUUUUCAGUUCAUGAUUAGCGUAAAGGGUGUGAACCAUUUCGUGGUUAAUUUUAACUUUUGGUUAAAAUCUGACACUUGAGUGGUUAUUUUGUGUCGAGUAGUAGUUAUUUUCCACUGGAAAUAAUUUCAACUAAAGUAUUAAUAUUAGAAUUUUCAUUGCAAGAUUUUUUUCAAGUGUCGGAAACUAACCAUCGAUCUUUCAAAAAUAACCAUGCUCUCGAGUAGUGUUAUUUUUGACAACAUUAAAAUAACCACUCGAGUGCAAGAUUUCAACCAAAAGUCAAAGUUAACCGCAAAAUGGUUCACAGCCUUAGUAGAAGAUUCCAAUUGACCAAUCCACGCGCGAAUGUGUUAGUGUCCUUAAUACUGGUGUGAGUGUACCAAAGAUACCCAAAUAAUUUUGUCGAGCCCCAUAGGGCCAAUUUUUGAAGGAAUAUUUGAAACGAAUGCCUAGAAAACAGAUAAUAUAAUCAUAAAAAAAGACUUCAACACGUAAUAGAACUGAUUUUAUCUUGUUUCAAAAGUUCUAAAUUAAUGAGAACGCUUUUUUCGCAGUGUUUAAUGAAUGAAUUUUAUAAAUGUUUUUCGUCAGUGUAAGAUUCAACCCCGAAAAUCACUUUUCUGACAGCUCAAUUACAACUGCAAAUUUCGAUUGAUUUUUCAAAAGGGCGUAUAAGCAAGUGAAGUUUCUCUUUCAUCACUCUCGCUUUCGAUUAUUGUGAUGUGAUUGAAAAGAUUUUCUUUGAUAUCACUAUUCUGUUUGAAAGUCGAAAGUUUCGGGUAUCAUUUCAUGCAUAGAGUUGAGUGAUAAACGUGGAAACCGCUUGAUAAUUAAUAGAAGAGAAAGUAAACAAAGAGAAACUGUCACUUGCUUAUACGCCCAUUUGAAAAAUUAACCGAAAAAUGCAAAUGAGAUUGGUUUGUUUCCAUUAGGAAACGCCUGUAUUAAACACGAUUCAGACGAUCAAUCGGUUUCGGUAGACGUCAAGAUUAAUUUAAUAAAUUUUUAGCGGGAUAUUACUCACGUACCCGACUUCGAAAUCUUCCGUGAACUUGACGUUGUGUCCCUUCAUAUGAAUUGCUUAGAAUUAUUGUUGUUGUUCCGUAACCGUUCCAUGCCUUGUGGCCACAUGUGAAUCGCUCUUACAUAUUGUUUUGUUUUAAUCAGGAAAUAUAUUCACAGACUAACAGACAUGACAGUAUGAGUAAAUUGUUAUAAAAAUCAUUUUUCGUGAUGCACUAGUUCCACCUAUAUUGUACUGCGCGAACUAUUUACUAUCGGUACACCCCUUGUGUUACGUAAAAGUUUUUUUACUAGUUGGUUUCCCCUCGUUUGUCAACACCGAUCAGCUGCUUACAGGGUUGCCUGAUUUCAUCAAAAUAUUUGAUAAUGAAUCGUCACAAUAAAUUAUUGGAGUACGUUGAUAAUAUAUUUAACUUUUUUAGCGAUGUUGGAAAGUAAACAUUUAUUUUACUCAACGUUGUUCAUUUAGACUAUUUUUGAUUGUGUUGGUAAUUUUCACAAUUCUGUAUAUAGUUUUGGCAAUAUGUAGGGUAACAGAGGUAUUUUGGCCCACUUUAGGAUUGAUUUUAUUUUGGCCCACUUUAUAAAAAUAUCCACCAAAUGUUGUAAUAUCUUUAAAAACCCCUUCCGCAAUAGGUAAUUUAAUGUGAAUAGCUUCAAAUUGAUGCAAAAUGAGUUACUUAACAUCGAUAAAAUCCGAUGAAAUCGAUGAAGUUUGAUAGGUGGGCCAAAAUAUAUGAAGUGGCCAAAAUACCUCUGUUACCCUAAUUAAUCUGUAUCCUGCAUGAAAUUCGCAUGGAGGUAUACAAAUCAAUACAUUACAGGUAAUUCUGUAUGAAUGGCAACUCGGUUGGUAAAUGAAAAAAAUAAACACAGUCUAGAUGACAGACAGGAUGUAUUUGAUAGGGUAACGUGGCGCCAUCAUGACAUAUGUGAGUACUGUCCCAACUAAAGGAAUAUUCGAAAUGACCGUUUAUAUGGUUAAAGAAUCUAAUUUGAGUGUCCUGUCUGUUAAUCUGUGAUAUAUUGGCCACCAAUUAUUACUAGGAUUGUCGUUCUUUUUUAACCGUGCAUAGAAACCUCAAUAUCAGUAUACAAUGCAUCGGUGUAACGUAACAGAGACGUCAAAUUCAGCUACUAGAAGUUGCAUAUAGGAGAUCUAUAAUAGAACUGAAACCGUUUUAGUUUGGUUUAUUCGAAUGAUUCUGUCAAAUUUAAAACUGACAUACCGUUCUAUUAUUGUCAUUUUUGCUGCAUUUGAAACACGAGCUGAAGCUGCCAGUUUUGCUGUUUAUUAUAUUCUGAUUUAAAUUUUAAACCUGACUUUAACUAUGCAUCUAGGACUAUAACAAUAUUGAAUAUGCCCCAAGGUUUGUUAAUUUUUUCUACCCUGUUGCUCAAAUUAAAACACUCGAUGACUGCUUUCUUCGUUCUAUGCAAAUGGUAAAACUUUUCAGCACUGUUUUUUUUUAUUUUGUAUUUAAUUUUCCCAAAAAAAAACUUGCUUAAAAAGCAUUCCAUUUAGCUUUUUUGCUUAAAAAGCAUUCCAUUUACGAAACAUGACCACACGAUCUCUCGGUUUUAAGGUUUUACUCUUACAGCAUGAUUCAGGACGUCGGAAACAAUGUUUCCAGUAAACAACUUUGCCAUGUAUUAUGGAGUAUUAUUUUAGUUACGAAAAAUUACUUUUUUGAAACCGGGGUACUCGAAAAAUGUUCAAUUUCUCAACAAAACUGUUUCAUGUUUCACAAAACUGUUUCAUGUUUCACAAAACUGAAUAAUUUUCAAAUUCAUAACUUAUUCAAUUCAUUUUUUAAUUUAAUAUUGUUAUUUUAAUAAACCAAGUUGCUCAACAUUUCAUUUUCCAUCGAAAAUUAGGUUUCACUCACAAUACCAUUUUCACUUCUCGGUCAAAUGAUACCGAUACAUAACGUGCACUUUUCACCAACAACUAAAUCCACCAUACAAAAACCAAAAUAUAAACUAAAUCAAUGUAACGUGUGUGACAAAUUACUGAAAAAAAAGAAAAGAAAGCAUAUCCUUAGAGAAAAUAUUGCAUAUCUAAAGAAAAUGCACUAACAAGCAGGAACAAAUAAUGGCUAACAGAAAGAAAACCUAAUGGAAGGGAAAUUUGAGAAAAAAAAUAUUUAUUCAGAACACACAGAUUUAUGCUAACCGAAGUAAUACCAAGAUCGAAAUGUACAUCUAAUCUAUACCGACCAGGCUAUGAAAACAGAACAGGAAAAGAAAUUAACAUCCCCAAACUCAAGACAUAGUGUAUUUUAAAAGAUAAAUGUUAGUUUUAAUUUCUGAAACAUUUAAAAUACAAAAACCAUUUGUAAAAACCAUGCCAUGAUCAGUGUAAUGCAAUAAAUUCAAGACUCAUUUGCAGCAAAACAGUAUAUAUAUCGUAACCACAGGACAAUAUAACCAUGAGACAGAAUUUUACACACAAUUAGACCCUAUUGUUUUACGGCAAGACACCAGCAGUAUAUUAGAGAGAGAAAGAGAGUAAAAAAUAGCAUCAAGCUAGAAACAGUGUCAACCAACACCAUCAUGUCGUGUAGGUGCGAUCCCCGCGUCCACCGCUCGGGGAUAGGUGUAGUUAAAAUUUACAAAUUUGUAAGAAUGUUUUACACCGCUAUACAGUAGUCCACAAAUAUGAAUUGUACCGAUGGGAGCAUCAAUACAUAAAUAAAGGCAAUUUAAUCGUGCGAAUUAUUAAAAGGCUUUCGGCAACAGUGAAAUUGCUAUCUGCUUCUAAUUUCUAUAUACUUAUUACUAAAAAUUAAGUGGAACUAAUUCGUCAUAUUUCAAAUCUGCAAGGUCAAUAGCUAUGAAUCGAUCGAAGGAUGCGAUAAAACAAAGCAGAAACAAUUCUGGUGUAAGAUAAAUAAACUAAUGUCGUUUUCGUUUUUAAAUUGCACUACACCGGUGUAGCGAAAGCUGCACUGAAACCGUUCGUUUUUGCCAAUUGCACUACACCAGUGCUACACUUUUUCUGCACCGAUACCACUGGUGUAGCACUCAUCAAAAGUUUGGUGUAGCUCUGUGCAAUGGAAUCGUUUAUUGUAGUCAAUGGUUACUGUUUAUGUUUUCGUCAGUUUUGUUCGUUUAUGCAUGCCUCAGUGUAGCACUGCACCGGUGUAGUGCAAAUUAAAAACGAAAACGCCAUAAAUGAAAUUACUAGAUAUUAUUAUUAUUCUUUAGCUGAAUUGAUGCAGCGUCUGAUCUUCUGUAAAGCUUAUUCAAAAUUAUUUAUCGGUUAGCUGUAACGAAUUGGAAAAUAAACGAAACUUAGUUGAAAACAUCAAAUAACCAAUCGGCAAUUUUACAUUAAUUGAUCCUAAAUUUGUCCUAACGUCGUCAUCCCUGCAGAUCUGCUAGUUACGAUUCGUAAGGAAAGCCCAAAGACUGAAUAGCUAUAGCAAGUGAUAAUGUUAUGCACAAGCUUUUUUCAUAUCUCACAGCACGAUUUUCCUAAUCGUUAUAAACAUUUCUCGGUUUCUAUCCCGAAUAGAAUUUAAUAAUAUCAAAACUAAUAUUUUGAGAAAAACGUACCGCUGAUUUUGCCGUAAAACCAUUAAAUAUUACAAAAACGAUACUGUUCACUUCGCUUUUCUAAAAUAAAUUAUCAGUUCCCUAUUUGUAGAGUUUUUAGUUCCAUCAUUGUUUAACUUUGAAUAGAACAUUGAAGUAAAAAAAAAUAAGCGUGUGAUUUGUAGAGAAAUUAUUGUUUUUGCUUACUAUUCGGGGUACUACCAAAUUAGCAUCAACAAUUUAAACUGUACUACCUAGCAAAACGUUAAACCCAACGCUGCCUCUUAACACGGCUUUUGCAAAUAGGUAACGCAUAUAAAUUAAUUCAGAAUCCGUACAUAUAUUUAUUAAAUGGCAAACCGUACGUUCUGACAAGCUUGUAGCAUAUUUAAUAAAAUGUCGCUAUCUUUAUCACUGUUUAGAUCUCUAAGGAGUCUCAUAUAUCCCAGAACCCAUCAUUCCAAGGCAAAACAAAAACAAAGAUAUAGUACAUCGUGUAUUUAAACCAAUAAAAACCACCGCUUUAAUGUAA